UUGCCCUUCUCCAUUCACCUUUGCAGUGCUCUGCAUCUGUAUCAGUGCUUUCCCUUUCUUACCUGCGGAUGUCUACCUCGUAGCCCCCUGUAGCUUCAAUAUGCUUCCCUUUGUCUUGCUGGUCGUCGUUCUCUCCAUCCUCGAACAGUCUCUCGCUUCCAGAGGGACUUUGCAGCGGAUUCGCCCACCGAAAAACCCCCGCUUCCCCGCUCGCCAAAUACUUCAAGGUUUCGAGAAUGGUAUAGGUUCCGAGAACUCAACGACGUACAAUUCGGCCAUAGUACCACUGACCCUCUCGAGCGACCAGCAGUCAUACUACACUGUUAUCCAAGCGGGGAACAUUAGCUUUCGUGUCGCACUAGACACGGCAUCUGCAGACCUAUGGCUUGUUUCUUCUGCUUGCACCAGCGGCCCUUGCACUUCUGUACCCAAGUAUCAACUCGGCUACCAAAGCCCAUCGUUCACUACCGUCAACCUCAACCAGACAGUAUUCAAUACCAGUUUCGCAGAUGGAACUACUGCUUCGGGCUUUGUUGCGCUUGAGACGGUACAACUAGCCAACUUGACGGUCCCAGAUCAGGCUUUUGGCGUCGUCACGUCGACAAAUGUCACCAACGGUGAUCAAGUCAGUGGCAUUCUAGGACUCGGGUUUCCACGGCUGUCACAGAUAUUCAACUCGGGCUUAGGAAAUGCUACGCCAUUCUUUUCCACAAUGGCGCAACGAGGACAGUUGGACUACCCGCUAUUCGGUCUCAGCCUCACGCGAAACUCGUCAGGAACACUUGCACUUGGGGCUAUUGACGGCUCCGUGGUCGGGAACGCGAGCCUGAUCGAAUGGAACGAGGUCGUGCCAUUCGCACCGUUUGCCACGGAGAGCAACACAUCCACUUACUUGCAGUGGACCAUUCAGCUCUCUGGAAUCUCGGUUGGCGGUACGACCGUGGCACCUCUCCCAACUUACGCUGCCGCUACAAAUGGGUUCUCCUUGGCGCUAUUGGAUGUAGGCACGAGUGGGAUAUUUGGCCCAUAUCAAGAUGUGGAACGGAUGUUUUCGCUAAUUGAAGGAAGCCGUCUCGUGGACACCUCUGGACAAUGGGCUGUUCCAUGUGACAGCAACUCAACUAUAGCAUUCAAGUUUGCUCAACAGAGUUAUGUGCUUCAGCCUACAGAUUAUCUGAUUGGCCCUGCAGCUGGUGAUCCGAACCUAUGUCUGAGCUGGCCGCGCGCGCAACCUCCGAGCUCGGACGGAAUUGACUGGCAGUUAGGUGCAACGUUCUUGCGCACAGUCUAUUCGAUCUUCAGCCUUGGCAUCGACAGAAAAGAACCUCCUAUGGUUGGCUUCUAUCCGCUUCGCAACGCUAGUGCACCACCCGAGACACCGGACGUCAUCUCAUCCUUCUUCUCUUCCGUCUCCGCGACCAUCGCGACUACACUGCCUAACUUUGUUCUCCCUACGCCUUCCUUCACCACGCCUCCGUACGCCUUCAACACCUCGUUCUCGGCUCCCGCAGGCAAAAUUGUUUCAUCUGGUUUGGCUACGAGCACGUAUAGUGCUGCAUUGGGCACACAUCAUUUGAACGUUUCAGCGAUUCCGACGGUGUCGCCCUCACCGACAUUGGCGACCUUCAUUUUGACGGACGCUGCAGGGCAUGUGUCAACUUCAAUAUCCACUGCGGUAUUACCUUCUGUAACUCUAGGGGCGCCUCCGGGUUGGUCGAACGGUGCUCCCAGUAUACGGAUAAGAUCGGACUUAGCUUGGUGUACUACUCUGUCUUCUGUUUUGAUGUUCUUGUUGAUGGUCUGGUGACCAGGACUUCAUAAAUUAUUGUAAUCGUAAACAUCUUUCUUCCUUGCAGACAAUCGUUCCCCAUUACUGUCUUUUUGAUAGGACUUUGUGUAUGUGUACAAGCUAUUAGCUUUGUUUUGUUUUGUUUGAUACGUUCAAUACUAGUGAUGGAAAUUGAAAAUAUGUGCAUGAGU
Molecule: messenger RNA, 1980 nt
Organism: Somion occarium
Lineage: Eukaryota; Fungi; Basidiomycota; Agaricomycetes; Polyporales; Cerrenaceae
Source: the annotation of a GenBank genome assembly